Cryphonectria parasitica EP155 is the source of this 507-nucleotide messenger RNA. RefSeq lists its product as uncharacterized. The transcript has a single exon. NCBI's taxonomy places the organism in Eukaryota, Fungi, Ascomycota, Sordariomycetes, Diaporthales, Cryphonectriaceae. The record is from RefSeq and is a predicted model, not a curated record. The coding region runs from base 1 to 507 and encodes 168 amino acids.
AUGUACGGCUCGUACGGCUCGUACAGUUCGACACCAGCCAUGGAGAUCCCAUCAAGAAGCAACACAUACCGCUCGUCGGCCUCCCUCGACGCCAGCUGCGCAUUUCCCAGCUGGCCCCGGCGCGACUCGCUGGGCGACGACCACCACACGCCCCGCGCGAGCUCGUACAUCUCGGACGAGGACCUCGCCUUCCUCUCGGAGCCUGUGUUUGCGGAUGAGGACUCACACUCGGUGUCCAGCUACGGGUCCCAGACCCCGUCGCCGCAGCUAGCACCGGUCCGCCACAUCACCGACGAGGAGAUCGAGGAGAUGCGCCGCGAGCAGGCCAUGCGCCAGCGCGAGUACAUCGCCGUCGUCAUGCGCGAGAAGGAGCAGCGAAGACGGGCCAAGGCAGCCAAGCAGGCCAAGAAGGGCUCUUCCUCCUCCUCCUCCUCCUCCUCCUCCAGGAAGGGUUCCAGCCCCCAGCCCAAGAGCAAGCUGUCUGCCAUGACGCCUAUCGCCGAAUAG